Molecule: messenger RNA, 3218 nt
Organism: Bolinopsis microptera
Lineage: Eukaryota; Metazoa; Ctenophora; Tentaculata; Lobata; Bolinopsidae
Product: beta-alanine-activating enzyme-like
Exons: 3
Coding region: 15-3008 (997 amino acids)
Biological process (GO): amino acid activation for nonribosomal peptide biosynthetic process
Molecular function (GO): protein binding
Source: RefSeq, a predicted model, not a curated record
UUUUAGGCUCAAGUAUGGCUAAUCUUAAAAACUUUGUCAUGGAGGAAGCAGAUCGCCAGUUUUCAUCACAAGAGGAUGGUAUCGACAGUAACAAGAUGGAAAAUUUUUACAACAGUGCUCUCUCUUCUAUUAAACAGUUAAGAGAGAUGUUAACGAUUUCUUUCAAUAAACAUCAUCAAGAACAUUUUUGUGAAUGUCUACUCUAUUCUGAUGUUUUGACUUUACUCGACUCAAAACCUUCCCUGCAGUUCAAGUCUGUUGUUGGAGUCAUUCAUAGCGGUCCAAAGACAGCACAGACAAUAAUAAAUAUUUUACAUGUUAUCCAACAAGACUGCAUUUAUGUUCCUAUAUCCAUUUUUGAUUCUAAACUCCAAACUUGUGAUGAAAUUGUUGUCAGUGUUGAAGAGUGUUCGCUAUCAAGGAGCUCUUUUCCUGGACAUCAACCUGUAAAAAGACACAAAGGCAGAGACGAGUUUUGUAGCCCAUGUUUGGAGACUCUAAUAGAGCAUUGCCAUUACUGUGCAUCUUGGGUACGGCUUGCCAAGAAACUUAAUCGAUGUAAGGUCGACUUUUGCUUGGUUGAUGAAACCGCUUUUAUGUUAUUACCUCAUAUACCUGCAGCUGAAACUAUGCUAGUAACAAUUAGCGUUUCAAACCCAUCCUGUACUCAUGGUUAUAAGGAGAAACAGUCUAUAGUCGUGCCUCAUCAGGAUCUAGCAUAUAUUUUUACAACAUCGGGCACAACUGGCGUACCUAAGUCGGUCUCAGUUCCAAACUCAUCUAUUAUACCAAAUAUUAUUAACUUUCAUGAAACGUUACAACUGAAGACUUCAGAUAAAGUUUUAUCGUGCUCUCCAUUGACAUUUGAUCCUUCAAUCAUUGAAAUAUUUUUGACAGUGUUGGCUGGGGCAUCUUUUGUUUUCGUUGAGGGGGAGAUUAGUGAUCCUAGAACACUCAGUAAACACAUAUCUGAGGCAACUGUAUUACUGUGUACACCUUCUCUACUAAGCAUUCUUCCUGAUCCUAUAAGUAAAAGACUAAAGAACCUUAGAAUUCUUGCACUGGGAGGUGAAAUGUUUCCUUUGGGCCUGAUCAAUGAGCACUACUGCAAAACAUCAUCAUCAAAGCAAUGUAACAAACAAUUGAGAAUAUUCAACUUCUAUGGUAUUACUGAACAAUCCUGUUGGAGCUUCAUCCAUGAGUUCACCAGGAACGAUAUCAAUUUACAAAAUGUCCCUCUUGGAGAACCAGUACCUGGAACAAAGUAUUGUGUAAAAAACGGCGAACUGUUUCUGGGAGGUGAUAGAAAGUGUUACAUUGAUGAAAAGUUGGCACCAGAAUGGUAUGCAACUGGCGAUAUGGUACUGGUUAAGGAUGGGAGAUUGUACAUUUCUGGUCGAAUUAACAGAGAUCAAGUGAAGAUCAAUGGCAAGAAGAUCUGCAGGGUGGUUAUACAGAGAACCAUCAAAGAAAUAUUCAGUAUUGAAUCACAUGUCAAAUUCAUUAACAAUCGGGUGUACUUGUUCCUAUUUUCUGAUUUAGAUCUGCCAGAGUAUAAACUGAGAUCUGAACUGAAAAAAGUUUUACCACCUCACUACAAGUUUGACAGAAUUAAGGUUGCCUCUGAUAAGAUCCCUAUGACCUUGCAUCUUAAGAUUGACGAGGAAAAGUUAUGUUGUGAUGUUUUGACUCUUGAGCUCACGGAAACUAACUUGAAUAAUACUGUAAGAGAAUUCCUGAUGUUGAGAGGCUACUGCUCAUACGAUUCCUGUCAAAUUCUCGUCAACUUAGGACUCGACUCACUCGACAUGAUGCAGCUUUCAAAUUAUUUAUUGGAUAUUUUCCCAACCCUUGCCUUAUCUUCAGACCCAGAUUCUUUGCUCCAAACCCUGUUUAUUUGCCCACUUGACCGACUAUGGGAAACUCUGCCAAAACAGGUUACACCAAAAGACACACAAGUUCCAUACGACAAAACGAACAAAUUAACAGUAAUAUCCAGAGCAAACCUAAGUCUCUGUGUUGACUCCUCCCCAGUAGUGUUCACUACAAGCACCGGUUUAGUACGUUACUGUGUUGGGUCCCACUCAGGGGUCCUCUUCUGUGGUACAAUCCCGGAGUCUACAGAGAUUUGGAGAUGUCAGCUUCCAGACAGGAUAGAAUCCUCCCCCUGCUUCUUACUGUCACGUGUCUACGUGGGGUGCUAUGACGGGUCUAUCUACGUUGUUAGUUCAGAUACUGGGACUAUAGAGUAUAGUGUUAGAACGGGAGAUCAGGUCAAGUGUUCUCCCUCCACUGACACUUCUGGAAGUGGAUCUGUUUACUGUGGUUCCCACGACGGUAAAUUGUAUAAAGUGUCACCUCAGCUGGAUCAGGGCUCAACCAACUUCGUGACCAAAUCUGUGGAAAUAGACAAUAAACCCAUUUCAGCUUCUGUACUUGUUCUUUCGUCAGUUCUGGUGGCUUGCAGUCUGUCAGGAAAAGUAACUACCUUAAACAAAAAGCUUGAUCAUCUGUUUUCGAACCAGUUUAAAGCUCCCAUAUUCAGCUCACCUGUGAGUUCAACUGACGAAUCUUCCAUAUUUAUAGCCUUAGUAACUGGUGAUGUUUUAAAGUUAUCUACAAUAGACUUGUCAGUUCAGCAGAAGAUAACUACAAAUGGACUAAUCUACUCAAACCUGGUACUUGACGACGGUAAGCUCUACAUAACUUCACACGACCACCUGCUACACUGCUACCCUGACAGUCUCCCUGAACACCAGGACUGGAGCUGUAACACACCCCACAAAGUAUCCUCAUCACCUGCUCUGGUCGGGGACUCUGCUAUUCUGUUAAGCUCCACUGAUGGGACAGUGUCUGUGGUGGAAGUGAAGGACGGGCAGUGUAUCAGCAGUUUCGCUCUUCCAGGCAAGUGUUUCUCUUCUCCGAGGGUUUGUUAUCUUGGAUCUGAUGUGUAUUGUGUUGUCGGGUGUAGGGAUAACUAUUGUUACGUUUUGAAACUUUGUCUUUGAUAGAACCUUUUUGAGAUAAUUUAUUCUAUUGAGAAAUGAGCUCGUUAUUAUUAUAAUCAGGAGUUUAUAAUUUAUUUUAUGUUCACAUUUUUUUGAAGCGAUCGCGAUGACUAUUGUUCUUGAUUAUGGAUUUUGGGUGGUUUUCAAAAAUAAAUUAUAUUCAACUUUUUUUAUGAAUAUUGUCAUGAUUUUUAAUAUUGUUUUGUAAAU